This is a messenger RNA of Punica granatum (pomegranate), 1923 nucleotides long. NCBI's taxonomy places the organism in Eukaryota, Viridiplantae, Streptophyta, Magnoliopsida, Myrtales, Lythraceae. The record is from RefSeq and is a predicted model, not a curated record.
AGAGAAUAUUCUUUCUUCGGUGCCCUUUGCUCAAAAUAAUCUAAUUUUCGAAACUAUCUUUGCGGGAAAUAUUCUUUUUCUUAUACUUCUUGAAACUAUUUAACCCCUUAGGAUUUAAUGCUCAGAGACAUAUAAACGUACAAUUUGACUGAUUUGAGCGUGAGGUAGCUUUGAGAUUGAGAUUCCAAGAUGGGUUUUCUUGGUUCUCCUUCAGUGGCUUCCUCUUAUUAUUCUUCAUCUCGGGUUUUUUUGUAUCCGGCCGCUUUCGUUUUCUGGGUUCUUGUCUUGAUGAAUGGAGCAGCUGUGUGCAAUGGUGGGAAGACGAGCACUUUUGUGAGGAAAGUGGAGAAGAGUGUUGACAUGCCUCUCGACAGCGAUGUGUUCAGGGUGCCUCCUGGAUACAAUGCCCCUCAACAGGUGCAUAUAACACAAGGGGAUCACGUAGGGAAGGCCGUGAUCGUGUCGUGGGUGACUCAGGACGAACCCGGGUCCGAUGUAGUGCUUUACUGGAGCGAAAACUGCAAUGAGAAGAAAGAGGCCAAGGGGAAACACCGUACUUACAAGUUCUACAACUACAUGUCAGGGAACAUUCACCAUUGCACCCUCCGAAAUUUGAAGUUCGACACAAAAUAUUAUUAUGAGGUUGGGAUUGGCCAAACGGUUAGGAGAUUUUGGUUCGUUACACCCCCAGAGGUUGGCCCCGAUGUUCCAUACACGUUCGGUCUCAUAGGGGAUCUUGGCCAAACCUUCGAUUCAAACAGGACACUUACGCAUUACGAGCACAACCCGCAUAAGGGGCAAACAGUCUUGUUUGUGGGUGAUCUGUCUUAUGCUGAUAACUACCCGAACCAUGACAAUGUUCGGUGGGAUACGUGGGGAAGGUUUGCGGAGAGAAGUGUCGCUUAUCAGCCUUGGAUAUGGACCGCAGGGAAUCACGAGAUUGACUUUGCUCCUGAAAUUGGUGAGACCACGCCUUUCAAGCCCUUUACGCGCAGAUAUCACACUCCUUAUAAAGCAUCAGGCAGUACGGCUCCUUUUUGGUAUUCGAUUAAGAGGGCUUCCGCGUAUAUUAUAGUCUUAUCAUCAUACUCUGCAUAUGGUAAAUACACCCCCCAGUACCAAUGGCUCGAGGAGGAGCUACCGAAAGUGAACAGGAGCGAGACCCCAUGGCUGAUAGUUCUAAUGCACUCCCCAUGGUAUAAUAGCAACAAUUACCAUUACAUGGAAGGGGAUACCAUGAGAGUCAUGUUCGAGCCUUGGUUUGUUCAGUACAAGGUCGAUGUUGUCUUUGCUGGUCAUGUCCAUGCUUACGAGCGAUCUGAACGUGUAUCUAACAUUGUAUACAACAUAGUGAAUGGUUUAUGCGCUCCCAUACGAGACCAAUCAGCACCUGUUUAUAUUAACAUCGGUGAUGGAGGAAAUAUUGAAGGCUUGGCCAACAACAUGACAGAGCCCCAGCCCAAGUACUCCGCAUAUCGGGAAGCUAGCUUUGGGCACGCCAUUUUUGAUAUCAAGAACCGAACCCAUGCUCACUAUAGCUGGCACAGAAACCAGGAUGGGUAUGCCGUCGAAGCAGACUCCCUCUGGUUUUACAACCGAUUCUGGCACCCCAUUGCUGACUCUAGCAGCGUCUGAGUGACAGGGCCGUAAGUGUAACUUUUCGAUAGACGAGGGAUGCGUUCGCAAUUUCCCUGGAGUUGAGGGUGUAUUGAAGCCCUCCACACUCGCUCAUCUUUUUUUUUUUGGUAGGACUUUUUCUCUUCUUUUUCCUAUAGUGUUUCCUCAAUAUAUAGUCCCAACAUUAUUCCCCACAUAGUGUCUACUUGACGAAGACCAAAAAGGUCUAUUCCGAUUAAUAAUUGAGACGAUUGUACCUCAAAUAUCACGAAUGUCAGUCGAGGCAUCCUGCCUGGUUUAGUCUUA